UGUCCAGAAACAGCAAAAGAAAGUUCAUUAGAAAAUUUAAUGGAAAGGCUUCGCUCGAAGGCUGGCCAAUACAAAUCCUGGAUGGAAAUGUCAAAAUCUUUGCGUCUUGCAAUUACAGAGAAACGACAUCUAGUAAAUAGUGGUGAACGAUCGCAACUUCAAAAAGUCCUUGAUAUAUUGCAAAAAUCUAUAAAAGUGACAUCUUUACAAUCCAUGGUUGAAAGAUUGGACAGUAUUACACGGCAACAGGGUUUGAAAUUUUCAUCAGGAACACCAAACACAGAGUGUUACAUAUUCUCAGAUAUGUUCUAUGUGGAAAUAGUCUUAGAAACUACUGGUGCAGUUAAAGAUGUGAAAAUCGCUCAUCAGGGAGAGCCUAUGAGUACUACGUGUCCAGAACUUGUCAAAGUGCUUAAGGCUGAAAAUUUCACAGAAUUCACAAAACAUUUGGAAGGUUUAGCUUCUAUUUACCAGUUGAACACUGAAAAGAAACAAAAAUCUAAAGCUUAUCUUGCACUUCAAGCCUUAGAAGUGGAUCUCAGCAUGCUGGCUCAGUUGCAAAGCUCAAUAAAUGAUCCAAGUAAUUUUGUACAUCGAAGUCCAGUUGGCAUAUUGCAACAAAGAAGAGGUGGAUACUCUUUGAAGUUGACAUAUUUCAUAUCACCAUAUGAUCUAUUAGAUCCAGAAACCAAAACAUCCAUUCCUUUCACUGUUGAUGCUGUAACUGAAAAAGGCUUGGGACAUUCUGUGACUGUUUGCAUUGAAAGCUCUACUGCUCACAAGUUACAAACAACAUCUCUGAUUAGUGUAUCUAAAACUCCUGAAGGAAAAAGUCUUCCUUCAUUUGCUGCCCUAAGUAAUUUGAACAGUACGACACUUCCUGCUAAUUUUGUAUUAAAACUGCCGAAACCAAUUCCAAUUGCUACUAGUUUAGUGAAGAAAAUACAAAAUGUAACAAGUGCAAAACUAACUGAUUAUGCUGAUUUAUCUUCAGCUCAGCCUUUACUCAAUGUUAUUAUCAAUGAUGCAUCAAAUGGUAAAAUCACUGCCGCAGAUCAAGGAUUAUGUGUGACAUUGCCAGAUCAACAUCACUGUUAUUUUUUGAAUUCCAAUCCUGGUUUGCAAGGAGUAAUGAUUUCUUCCAUACCAUUUACUCAUCCAACUCAUGUGCCUCAAAUAUUGGUAUUUUUAAGGCAACAAAUGCUUUUUAAUACUGUUAUUAGUAGUUGUGUUCGUCCAGGGAGUAAAAAAGAUGCUGAAUCACCUUUCAUGUUUGAAGUGAUGGCAUAUUCUACAUCUCAUAUUCUUGUUUCAUUUGAACAUCCAUUAGAAGAAUCAUUAGCAACAGUUGAUUUAGACUUGAAAGACAUCACCAAUGCUAAAUGCAAAAUCUAUACACUAAGUAGUGAUGCAACCAUGUGUACUGAUGAAUAUGCAAGCAAAAUUAUGCAGAGGUGUUUAUCAAUACCAAUCACUAUGAGAGCUGUCAUACGGAAAGCUCAAGGUCAGCAACAACUGCUUCGGUCCUCAAAUCAAUCAGAUAUGUACUGUGCCACAGUGUCAAAUAGUGGACCAGUUUCUUACCUUUCCCAUAUUCCAAACUAUGGCAACAGUUUAACUAAUGGCUCAUCUUUUACUGGUGGAGAUUUUUCCAAUCUGGCAUCCAGAAUGUGCAACAAACCCAGUGACGGAAAUGACUUGGGGAGCUUUGCUAAAAAUAUCUCAAAUAGCCAAAAUUCUGAUAAUCCAAGCUUUAAUCAUUCAAAUUCUUCGGUUUUAAAUUCAGAUAAUUCAAAUAUGGAGGGUGAUGUCACUUCUUCAAGUAAUUCUGGAAAUCGAGAUGGUUUUUUAGAGAGGACAAAAAACUCUCAUGGACUGGAUGUGCAAAAUGGAAAUUCAAGUGCAUCUAAUCAGUACCAACAGAAAAGGCAUGCUAACACUAUGUUGAUGAAUAUGCUAAGUGAUGUACCAUCUGCUAAUCCAUCCAGCACUUCUUUUCCUUUUCUUGGACAAAAUGACAAUUCCUCUAUUGGAAGUAAAUCUCGUAAAAGAAAAAGAAAAGAUAAUCGUGGUUCCGGGAGUUCUACUGGCAGAUCCCCCAAGCGUAAAUUAAGUGAAGAUGAUUGCGGAAUUGAUCGGUCUACCCCUGACCUUGAAAUGCGUGAUAGUCCAUUGGGGUUUGAUGCCAGCAGUUUACCAGCAUCAUUUCCUUCAUCCACAGAUCAACAUUUAAACCGAAAUUGCAACUCUAUUGAUUUUCUCAAAACAGAGCCACCUUCACCGAGUUUUCCUCAGAGGUCUGCUAGUACUGAUAGCUAUUUAAUGCAUGAAGAUUUUCAGUCCCGCCAAGUUUUAAACAUCAGUGAUUCAAGCCGCAUGAGUGAAGGUGGUAUUCCUAAUAGUACUGAACAUUUCAGGAAUUUAUCACAAGCAAAAAAUCAAUAUUUUGGGUCAGAUAAUGUAAUUGAAUUCAACAAGGGUUUUUUAUCUAAUGCUGACCCCAAUUACGGGGAUCCAGGGAAUAGUGAUGUUGACAUUGAUGAUGAUAGUUCUUUCAUUGAAAGUAAUCAGCCUAUUUCUCAUUCUUCAAAAUUUUCAUCUGGAGAAAAGCCUGCGAAGAAGAAGAAAUCAAAAGAACGGAAUGAAUUGAUAUCUGAAAGCAAUGAUUUGAUUUCUUCAAAAAACUUAGAUAACAGCAGUGAUGAAAGCAGCAUUGGUGAUGUGUCACAAAAAUCUUUUAGUGAAACAGAAAACAGCCAGUCUGAAGAUUCAUCUGCCACAAUAUCCAAGUCAAGUUCUGCUCAUUCAUCCCAGCCAAUAUUUAUUAGUACUAGUUUAAAAAUAGCAAAGUCAGGAGACGGCCAUAAAAUAUCUAAAAGUGAAUUAAAAAUUAAACAAAAGGAAGGCAAGAAAACAUCUAGCUCUUCAGAGAGUUCUGAAGGCUCUGGCAAAAGAAAAAGUGAUGCCAAAAAGGAAAGGAAACGCAGAAAAGCAGAAAAUGCUGAUAACGUAUCAGGUCGCUCUCCUGUUCGUUCAAUACAUUUAAAUAUUGAUUCCUCUUUGAUGCCCCCACCUUCAUCCAGUUCAGAAACAAACCCUUUAGUUUCAUCUUCAGACACCCAACCAAUUAGGCCGAUUACUCUCAAUGUGAAAGCAUCGCCAAUUGUGACAUCAAACUCCAAUUUUCAAUCAAAAUCUCCUGUGCACAAAAAGAGCAGCUCUGUUAGCAAUGUUGGAAGCAGUUUUUCCAAGUCAGGUAAUUCGAAAAAUAGCUCAUCUGAAAAGGGUGUUAAACCUUCACCACCAAGGUCAUCUCAUGUCAGUUCUAUAAAAGUUAAUAGCUCUGAUUCAGAUUCAAAGAGAGGGAGUAGUUCAACUACAGUAAAGAUUCAAAGUAAGCAUAAACAAAGCUCUAGCAGCAAAACUAAUUCAAGCGGUAGUGGUUCAGUGCAUUCAAGUGGACGCUCCUCUCCCAGUAAAGCUAAGUCUGCAACAUUAAAGCUAAAAAAUUUUACUUUGCCCUCCUCAAUAACUCUCACACCAAUAGUUUCUAAGGCAACUAUAUCAUCUCCUACUUCAACCCAUAUGUCAAUAGUAACAGCAUCCGAUCCACUGAUAAUGCAAGCUGCAAUAUUGAAUCCUGGCUCUCCCGGAAAAAAUAGCUCAAAUAGUUCUAAAGCAAACAAAUCUGCUUUACGCUCACGUAAAAGUUCUCUAAGUGCUGUCAUAGACAAACUACGAGUAACAGCCACUAAUGCCCAGCAUAUAUUACCAGAUGGUAUGGAUAACCCAAAGUAUGAUAAUGCACGCUCUGAAAGUAUCACUGACAGAAAAGAAUCAAAGUUGGACAGAAAAGACAACAAUAAAGAAUCUCGAGAUGGUAUAUCUGUCUCAAAAAGUAGUGAAAGCAAAUCAAAAUUUUCAAGUUCAGAUCAAUUUACUGUAAAACAAAGUUCUCAAGGCAUCAAAUUGACAGUCACAAAAACUAGAUCUAGUGAAGGUAGUUCAAAAAGUAAAUCAAAACAAUCUACUAAAAGUUCUUCAGUGUCCUCCAGUAGUGUUGGAAAAGCAACUAAUUCAUCUGGUAAUGUUUCGAAAAGUGGUCCUGUGACUGCUGCAUCCAAAAAAGUGUAUUCAUCUUCAUCAGGUGUAAAUCUUUCCACAAAACUAACUAAUGUUGGGGGCAAUCAAACAAAAUCCAAUAUUUCUCCAUCGCAUAAGAUUUCAUCACCAUCUAGCUUAUCAUCAUCAUUAUCACCCAGAACUAGUAGCUCAGCAAAUAAUCUUUCAAAGUCUGUAUCAAAGCAUGUUUCAUCUUCGCAAAAUAAAGUGAGUGCAUCUGGAGUUAAAGCUCUUGAAAAGGGGGACAAAAAGCCGGUUUUGCUAACAGAUCCAAAAGUAAUAUGCAAUGAAAUAAAAGAUAAAGUUUCUACAAGCAGUGUGAAUAUUGCUACAAGCCUUAUGCUUCCUCCGCCUUUAAGUAACAAAUCUGUAAGUGAUAUGUCUCGAUCUUCUAGUGGAAGCACGCCUAAACGAAUUGAUGAAGGUUCUAGUCAGUCACCAAGGCACACACCUACACGUGAAACUUCGGCAGAUGAAUCUGAUGGUGAAAGGGCUUUUCGAAUACUUUUAAAUCAGCAAAAAAGUGAUUCUUCUAAUGGAUCAGAACCAAAUAUUUUGCCAUCAAAAUCGUGUAAUUUUUUAUCAUCAGCUGUGGAUUAUUCUAAAAUUGAUGUGUUGAAAAAAUCUGAAUCUGAGGAUAAAUCCCAGUGGGUUUCUAGUAGUAGUGAUGUAAAAUCAUCAAAUCUUCAACGAUCAUCCAUGAAAAUGAAUCCAGAUCAGAUUAUGGAUGAAUCUUCUUGUUUAGGAAUGAAUGAAGUGGAUUGCAAACCGUCAACUUGCAAUCAACUUCUUUCACAAAUUGAGGUUUCUUCUUCAAGUAAACAUGAUACCUUGAAUACCAAUGUUGUUUCAUCAUCAGAAGAAAUCACUAAAACAGCCUUGCCUGUGUCUAAAUCUGUCAAACAGUUGAAACGACCAAAUGGACCAAAUGAUAAAGAUAGCAGUCCUGAAGACUGUCUGGUGAUUGAUUAUCCAGAUGAUAAUUCAAGACACCAAAUAUCUUCAGAAGAGAAGUGGUCUAGUCCAUGCGUAGAUUCUAGUAUCGUUUUAAAUGCCUUGGAUGAAAAAAUUGACAAGUCUGAAAUGUCCCCUAGUACUUUUGCUGUUAAUCAUCCAUCUUUAACAAAGUCACCUGCACAAGUUAUGACUCCAAAUCAUUCAUUACCAAUACCAUUGUCUUUGAUAGAUGAUGAACUAAUGAAUGAAGCUGUGAUGCCUAUUGAAAAGUAAAAUUCAGUUCACAAAUCAGUCAUUAUCCAUUAAUGCUGUGUGAAACAGUUUUCAGGUGCCUGUAUUUAAGUGCAUUUACUAAUUCAUCUUGUUACUUAUUGUACAAAGUUAAAUAUAGAUAUUUAUUUUUUAAUUGCUUAAGAAAAUUUUGUCUCCCUUAGCUUGUUAUUUUGCUCAAAUUUUAUAUCAUGUGAGUUAAUAACAAUGAUGAAUAAACAGUGGUAUACAGCAUGAAAUAGAAAUAAGGGAUAUUUAUGAUUUACUUAUCUAUUUUAAGAAAAAAGU
Uloborus diversus is the source of this 5637-nucleotide messenger RNA. RefSeq names its product mediator of RNA polymerase II transcription subunit 1-like. The record is from RefSeq and is a predicted model, not a curated record. Bases 40 to 5352 code for a protein of 1770 amino acids. Gene Ontology annotation, molecular function: transcription coregulator activity. The transcript has 17 exons. Gene Ontology annotation, biological process: regulation of transcription by RNA polymerase II. Gene Ontology annotation, cellular component: mediator complex. NCBI's taxonomy places the organism in Eukaryota, Metazoa, Arthropoda, Arachnida, Araneae, Uloboridae.